Messenger RNA from Wasmannia auropunctata (little fire ant), 2327 nucleotides. RefSeq names its product regulator of nonsense transcripts 3B (gene Upf3). Gene Ontology annotation, molecular function: mRNA binding. NCBI's taxonomy places the organism in Eukaryota, Metazoa, Arthropoda, Insecta, Hymenoptera, Formicidae. Gene Ontology annotation, cellular component: nucleolus; cytoplasm. The record is from RefSeq and is a predicted model, not a curated record. Gene Ontology annotation, biological process: nuclear-transcribed mRNA catabolic process, nonsense-mediated decay; positive regulation of translation. The transcript is spliced from 6 exons. The coding region runs from base 223 to 2022 and encodes 599 amino acids.
UUUCAGUCUUGUUUUUUUUUUGUAUGUGUGUGCAGUAUGUGAGCCAAGAUGGCCGCGAUAAUCGCGUGAACGCAGCGAGGUCCCUUUCGUUUGAUCUCCGAGGGGGCGAAAGGCAAAAUUUUGUACGAUUAAAUAUUUCGAGCCGCGAUACGGGACGGGUCGUACGGCAACCGAGAUUCCUUGGAUCUUGGAAGUUGGUGUGAGCGCGUGCUGUGAGUCAGAAUGACCGAGGAAGCGCAACAAUCCGAGGGUGCUGCGCAGAACGACAGCUGCUCCGUGCAGAAUGACACACAGACCAAUUCGACGGAUGUCGCGAAAACUAGGGAUAACAAAAAAGAAAAAUGUCGCCCGAUAACGAAGGUCGUGAUCAGAAGACUGCCUCCAACAAUGACUCAAGAUCAAUUCUUAGAGCAAGUCUCUCCGCUGCCGGAACACGACUACAUGUACUUCGUGAAGGCCGACAUGUCCCUUGGCCAGUUCUCGUUUUCUCGCGCCUAUAUUAACUUUAUGGAGCAACAAGACAUCUUCAUGUUUCGGGAGAAGUUCGACAAUUACGUCUUCCUGGAUUCCAAAGGGGUGGAGUAUCCCGCAGUAGUGGAAUUUGCGCCCUUUCAAAGAUUACCAAAGAAACGAGUAGGCAAGAAGAAGGAUCUCAAAUGCGGCACCAUCGAGAGCGACUCGUAUUACAUAAGCUUCCUAGAGAAUUUAAAGAAUCAAGAGCUCGAUCCAAGUGUAGCCCAAUCGAAAACUGAGUUUUCUUAUCAACCGUCAGACAAUACAGUGAAGAAGAUUACAACAACUCCGUUGCUCGAGUAUUUGAAACUUCGUAAACAAGAGAAGCAACGUCUUAGGGACGAGAAGCGUGAGGAAAGGCGACGUAGGGACAUAGAACGACGGAGGAUCAAAGACGAUCCUGUUAUCUCUAAGGUUUUAAGAAAUCCAGAUUUGGACAAAGAGUCGAGCAAAGACGAUAAGGAGAAUAAAGAGGAGAGAGAUAAGCUCUCGCCGAAGGAGUUGAAAAAUAGAAAUAAAAGAGACGAGAAGAUACGAGAGAAAUCGACGCGAGAUCGAGAAAUUAAACCUAUCAUUAAGGGAUAUAGAGAGCGUGUUGAUGAUAGAAAUAAGGAUAGAGAAAUCAAGCAACGACGUUACGAGGAGAAAAAACCUUACGGAAGACGUGACGAAAGAGAGGACAGAAGAAUCGAUCUGCGCGACGACAGGAGGUAUGAGGUGAAGGAAGAGUUUAGGGAGUCCAGAGACAGAGGAAAGGUGGAGGAAAGACGCGGAAAGAGUUACGAGAAGAUGAGACAGGAGAAGAAGAAGUUGGCGGAAACGAAAAGACAGAUUGCCGAUGCCAACGGGGACGACACAAAUCCAAAGAAACCGAAGGAGGAGCAAGAUGUCGUGCAAGAGAAGGAAAAUGAAAGUGGCAAGGAGUCUGUGUACAACGGUGAUGAUUUGAGUCAUGGUAAAGACAACGAAUGCGAGCAACGUAACACUGCCGAGGACAGGAUAACGAUGGACAGCACGGUACAAAAUUACCGGGAUAGUGUGGAAGAGGGGAACGGUUCGGUCAAUGCAGAUGUCAACGAUGAGGACGAUUCCGAAGAUAAGGAAUCGAAAGUUGUAAAGAGACGUAAUUCCCUCGAAAGUGGCGGCGAAGGCGGUGCAGGUGAUGGCAACUGUUUACGACGUCACAAGUCACUAGACGGAGGAGGCCAAAGUAACCUCCAGAAGAAUGAUAGCGAGGAGAAAGAGAAAUUAGAUAAGAAAGAUCCACGGACGGAGCGUAGAAUACGAAAUAAGGAUCGCCCGGCGAUGGAGAUUUACAGACCUGGCAUGGGCAAGUUUAGCAAGCAACGACUAGAACGCGAGAAAUCCAACGAAGAACGGACGUCCCUGUCGCAGAGCCCCACGCCAAAUCCCGGCGUCUCCUCCGCAACCGGCAAGCCUGGCAAAGUUGGUGCCACGGAAGUACGCUCGAUGACAUUCAAACGCAGCGUCACUCGCGACGCGGCGUAAUGGAUUCUCAUUUUCAGUUUCUUAUCACUUGGACGUACUCCACCGACAGACUCGCGGAUGACGCUCUACUAUAACCACUGCGCGCAGCAGAUUAAUAUCGCCAUGCAUAAUUUUUCUCAUCGUACUGUAUAAAACAUAUCGUCAUCUUUGCCGUGUGUUAAAAUGAUGAUUCUACACGUGUGUUAGAUAAACAUUUUAUACACAGUCUGAUUAUACGUUUCGUUGGUUUCUUUUCCUUUUUUUUUUAGACGCAAUUUUAUUACUGUAAUAAUAAGGAAGUAAUAAAUAAGUCUAAUGUAUUGUAA